GGCUGACCAGCUGCUGGCACAGCAGCUGAACACAUUUCAGCGUGUCGCUGAGUUGUGCAACACGGUCAUGGACCGCAUCGGCACUCGGGCCGGCGAACCACAGCUCCUACCUCUGGCCACGCUACCCACGUACACGGGUUACGACGACCCGAAAUCGGUGGCUGACUUCCUAGAGGAAAUGGACAGGUAUGUCAGAGCGACCGGUGCCUCGGAAGCGCACGUGAUGGCUAGAAUCCUGCCGUUGGCUUUACGGGAUGCCGCAGGACGGUGGUGGAGGCUACAAACGCCUUUCACCACUUGGGCAGAAUUUGAACAGCGCUUCCGAGAGGAAUUUCUGCCCCCUGGGUACGAGCUGCGAGUCCAGCGUGAGCUCGAACUAAGAACCCAGCAUCCGGACGAAAGUUUGCUCGAGUACGUCCGGACGAUGCAGGAACUGCAUCGCCGAGCAGCACCGACUGCCUCGAAAAGGGACCAAGUAGCUCGGGUCAUUCGACAGAGUCAUCCCAGAUUCAGGCCAUUUCUUUAUGGGCGCACAUUCGAAACCCUUGAGCACCUCGCACGGGAGGCCCGCGGUGUACAAGACGCCCUGUUAGCUGAGAGCACUUACGUGCCACCGCCAGCGCCGCAAUCUGCUCUUGAGCCGUCACUGGCUUGGCGCGCCCCCGUAGCCAGUCCCUCAUGCGACCUGACGAGCCCAGGCGCAUUCACGGCUAUCUCCUCCCACGCCCUGGACCCCUUCGCACAUGAGCAAGGGCGGCGAGGGGCCCCUUUGAAUACCGUAUCAGGGGUAAGCUGUCCCUGGGAGGAAGUGUCCGCGGAGCAGCGUCAUAGUGCAGAGCGCUCGCUCCUUACUCGAGCCAUACAAGAGCAUAGUCGGUCGGACCCCCAGUCCCGAUACGCCGGGUUCACAAGUCCUGCGCAAGCCGACUGCGACAGGCGCUCCUGUUAUGGGUACUCCGGGAGCCACUCCGCCGAAAGGCGUCGAACCGGAAACAGUAUGUGCGGUUACGACACCAGCUGUGACAAUGCAGUCACGUUGGGGUACUUUGAUCUGAAACAACCAUUUUAUGCACGGCAAGACUCAGCAGCUGAUGAUUCAGAUAGGCCUCACCAGGGCUUGGCCACCCAGUCACCCACACCACGAAGCAAGUGGUACAACCUGCGUCCCCGGUGA
Messenger RNA from Rhipicephalus sanguineus (brown dog tick), 1174 nucleotides. RefSeq lists its product as uncharacterized. The transcript has 3 exons. Bases 68 to 1174 code for a protein of 368 amino acids. The record is from RefSeq and is a predicted model, not a curated record. NCBI's taxonomy places the organism in Eukaryota, Metazoa, Arthropoda, Arachnida, Ixodida, Ixodidae.